Messenger RNA from Branchiostoma belcheri (Belcher's lancelet), 4953 nucleotides. RefSeq names its product active breakpoint cluster region-related protein-like. The record is from RefSeq and is a predicted model, not a curated record. Gene Ontology annotation, biological process: positive regulation of GTPase activity; intracellular signal transduction. Lineage: Eukaryota; Metazoa; Chordata; Leptocardii; Amphioxiformes; Branchiostomatidae. Gene Ontology annotation, molecular function: guanyl-nucleotide exchange factor activity; GTPase activator activity. Gene Ontology annotation, cellular component: membrane.
AAAAAAUGUUGCCAGCUUUUAAAGUAGGUGGGGCCGGAUUAUUGUAAUUAUGACAAAGUCUUACUAGUGAAUACCUUGCCUCGGAUAACCUUGAACACACCUAAAAGGUGGUGUUUCUACACUUUGCCACCGAAUAAUGCUAUUCAAGAACCAUACAUAAACAAGUUACGGAUGUAUGCAUCAAGUACAAAAAACCUAGUGAGAUUUGGAAGGGUCACUGCAUCAAAGUAAACCCAGUGAACCAAAUCCAAUCGAACUUGUUGGACACGUACAGUUCAUAGUUCAAACGGCUGUAUUCGCACAUUUUUUUUUCGAGACCGCCAGACUGAUUACAGACCAACAUGAAUACCAUCGUGGGGAGGAUACUGCACGCCGACUCAAAGAAGAAGAAAAGUCCUUCCACGAGUCCUAAGAUAUCUCGCCGGCGUGCCGGGGACAUCACGGUGCUUCAUGACACGGUGGUUCUGUCGAAAGUCACUCCGCGAGACACCGUCCCGAUUCAGUGUCCGAUUCCUGAACCACCGGAAACGACUCCGUGGUGCCCGAUUCAACCACCUGAAACGUCGUCUGAUCAGUCUGGAGAUGAAGAAGAGGACAUCGAGGCGGCAGGAGCGCGCUACUUGCGGCAAAUGUCCGGAGUACGGAGACCAACCGUCACAGAAAUAGUCACGGGAAACGAGUCCCACGACGACGACACAGAUAUGGAAGGGGGAGCGAGCGAGGCCGAAGAAGGCCCGUGGACCGAGCUACAGACGACCAGAUCGGCGGAACCGCCCGAAGUCAACGACCAAUUCGACACUCUCAAGCAGUGCUGGGCUGUGGCCUUUCCCGACCAAACUGUGCCGGAUUUUGCCGACUUGACGCGACAGGAGAUCGACCAGUACCUCGGCGAGAGGCGUAAGUCUACCGAGGACUUGAAACUUCGGUUAGAAAACGCUGAAUACUGCGUAAAGUACCUGGAGUAUAUGCAGUAUGUGAAGAGUAGUAGGGGAGGCGGAGUUAGGGGUGAGGUUGAGGCGGCGGACUCAGUACCCGGAAGUGACCCUGUUCUCACUCGAAGCGAACUCAGAGAAAACUACUCAGACGAAGAGUUCUACAGUGUUGACGAUUUGGACCGUGAAACUAUAAGAGCCAGCUUAAACGGAGAAAGUACAAGUGAAAGUGUCGGUACCCCAGACCAACAAACAGAAGGCACACCUGUGGACACACCUGUGGAGGAAGAACAAAGCCCGAUGCAGAGCGAAAGAGACCUGUCUGUUUCGGAAAGUCUGUCCCCCAUCGAAAGAGAUCCUUUUGGAGAGAACAAGUUCAGCGAAACGUCGGUCAGAGACAGUAUGAUCAGCCUCGAAAGCCAGAACGUCGGCGACAUUUGCGAUCUGGACGAAAUAGACCUGGAUAUGGACGACAACAACGACAAAGAUAUGAACGACGGUCCGAAAAAUCUUCUGACCACUAUGACAACAAACGACCGUGUGAGCAUCCGCAUCAAGAGAACCUACGACAUCAGAUCACAGGGCGACCGGAAGAGUAUGAUCUCCGUUGAUUCGAUUUCCAGCGAUAUCCCCGAGGAUGAAGUAUUUGAGAGCAGGAGGAAAGAUGCUGUAGGUCCAGACAACGCUAUCAACACCAGUGGCAACGAGGAUGACCAUCACUAUAGGAUGAGAAAGCUGGUGAUGGAGGGAGUUCUGGACACAGAGUCAGUCUACCUGAGCUGCCUGGUCGUUCUGCUGAAGUACAAGAAGAUUUUCGAGGUGUCAGGGACGACGUCCCAGCCCGUGCUGUGUGCUGAGGACUGUGCUCUCAUCUUCUACAAGGUCCGAGAGCUCCACAACAUCCAUAACGACUUUCACAAGGGUCUGCAGCCCAAAGUCAGGAACUACACUCCUCAGCAGGAGGUCGGAGACUCCUUUAAGUUACUGGUGUCCCAGCUCCCAGCUUAUGAAGACUACCUGAAGAACUAUGAGCGUGCCUUACAGACCAUUGAUCGCUGCCGGCGCAGUAAUGAACAGUUCAACAGCGUUGCUGCCAGUGUAAAGAAUGGAGACAACCAUCAAACUCUGGAGGGCCUGAUUGUGCGACCAGUUGAGAGGGUGACCAGAAUCACACUUGUCCUACAGGACCUGCUGAAGCACACCCCUGUUAGCCACCCAGACCACACCUCCCUGAAGGAGUCACUGGAAACAUCACAGGCCUUCCUGGACAAGAUCAACAAGUCUGCCUUCUCAGCUCAGGGGGACAAGACUGAUGGCAUCUCGAGCCCACAGCGUCAUCUAGUGAAGGAUGCCUUCCUGGUAGAGCUGUCUGAUGGGAAGAGAAAACUCCGCCAUGUGUUCCUCUUCCCAGACCUGCUCAUCUGUGCCACACAGAGAACCACCAGGAAGAUCUUCAGCCGUGAGUCGAUGCGGGAGUCGUACGAGUGCCAGUGGUACAUUCCUCUGGGGGAACUCAUGCUGAUAGCUCAUGAUGUGCAGCAUAUAGACAGCAGCCCAGUACCCGUGACAAGUGAAGUUGACAUGGAGAAUCACAAAGCGAAGGUGGCUGAGCUCAGGAAGGAGUACAGGAAACUGAAGGCUAGCAACUCUGAUCAACCUGCACAUCGGAAGGUUGUAAAGGGCAUUGAAAAGGUCAAGAAGAGGCUGGCUGAGCAGGAGGCUGCGUUGACUCUGGCUUUCCCCAGUCUGCCUUUCAGAGUCUUCCACAAGAAUGGGAAGACCUACACAUUCCUAAUGUCAUCUGGAGACGAGAGGGCUGAGUGGAAGGAGGCCAUCACAAAACUACAGGAGAAAUAUCCCUCCAGACCAUCCCUGACAAACUAUGAGGUUCAGGCAUUGCUCAACUCCACUAGGGUACGGAAAGUCAACACAGUUGGAUCACUACUCCUGAAUGACAGUGAUGAGCCGGCCCUGUCAGGCAGCCUGUGUGUGACAGUCCAGUCAGCUUCAGGCUUCACAGAGGAGGGCAGAGUACACUGCCUCAUUGAAGUAGAUUCAUUUGGCCACUUUGAGCACAAGGCUAGAACUGGCACUUGUACAUGCACCACUGAGGCGUCAUGGAACGAGGACUUCGAUGUAGAGUUAGAAGAAGCCCAGACUCUGAGGGUGUCAUGUUUCUGGGAGCCCCCCAGAGGGGGGACGCUCAAACCCAACCAGCACUCCCCCCCUGGUGGCAGGAGGUCUCCCAUACAGAAGAUAGCUGGGCCCAGGAACCCUCCAUGUCACACCCGCUACACCACUAUCCGGAUCUGUCUGAAGCUGCGUCACAUUUCACAAGCAGCGACCCUGAAGAGGCAGAAAUCCAUGGCCAUUAAAGGACAGAAGGGCAUGUUUGGAGUGCCACUGGGAACCACUACAAAGAUUGAGAGAAGACCAGUCCCACAGAUAGUGGAUCUGUGCACACAAGAGGUGGAGAAGAGAGGAGUGGAAGAGUUGGGGAUUUACCGAAUAUCAGCCGUGUCUUCAGACGUGCAGAAACUCAAGAAGGCCUUCGAUACAGGGAGUAAAGACCUGCACCACAUGAUCCAGGAGACAGACAUUAACGCCGUGGCGGGGGUUCUCAAGCUGUACUUCAGGGAACUACCGGAACCUCUCUUCACCAACGAGCUGUACCCCAGCUUUGCUGACAGUCUCGCCCUGGCAGACCCUGAUGCUAAAGAGAGAAGCAUGUUGUCCCUGUUCCAUGAGUUACCUGAAGUGAACCAUGCCACUGCCUUACACAUGAUGAGGCACCUCAGGAGAGUUGCAGAAAAAGAAGAGGUGAACAAGAUGAACAUCAACAACCUGUCGACGGUGUUCGGUCCGACGCUGCUGCGCCCCUCGGAGGCCAACUCCCCCUCGGACAUGUCGAGCGCGGCGUUUGUCGGAGACGUCCUGACACAAGUAGGAGUGCUACAAUACCUGCUGAUGCUGCCCGUAUCAGAGGAUAGACGGCAGGCAUUGUCGUCCUCUGGAAGUGUGGACACGCAGAUGUAACCACAUUUGCUCUUGUGCUACUGUAGUUGAAAACUUCAAAAUCUGCUUGACAUAAUAAGUUAUGUGUAAGAAAGUGCUACAGUUCUUUCUGCAUGGCCUUAAUUUUCAUUUUAUACCAAUAGUGUGCAGGUAUUAUUGUCCUCUGGAAGUGUGGACAUGCCCAUGUAACCAUAUUUUCUGUUACGCUACAAAAAGAAAAAAAAUUAACAGUUCUCGGUGGCAAAUGUGCCACAUUGACACAUUGGGGCAUCAAAUCUGGAGUGUUUUUUUGGCACACAGUUAGACCGAUUAGCCGAAGAGGCUCGGUGGGCAUCACUCCACCGUACAGGGAGGGAAGUCAUGUUAAGUGCCUUUCCCAAGGACACAACAUCGGGGCAUGGUGAGUAUUGCACCCAGAAGCUAUUGAUUCUGAGUCCAAUGCUCUAACCAAUGCCACCAUACUUUCAUGCUACUGUAGUUGGAAACUGCAGAGUCUGCUUGCUAAUGUGUAAGAAAGGGCUUUCUUCCUGUGUGGCCUUACUUUUGAUUGUAUACCAGUAGCUGCCACGGCAAUACAAACCGGAUGUUAGAUUGUAAAUAGUUUUUCUAAUGCCCAUUAUGACUUGUUAGGAGAAUUCUAUGCAUAACAUUUUACCUGCUUUGCUCCCAGAGAACACAAGAAAGUACAGAAUUGUGUAACGUAAUUUAGUUUACUGCCUGACAGAGUAUGUUGGUAGUGCUUUUUAGUUACUGUAUGUAGUGAAAUACAGUCUAACAUUGAUACAGGUACUGGAGCAAUGUAAUACCUUAUAUUUAUGUUAUCAUUAUUAAUGAUAAUAAGUUGAUAUACCACCGAAUGUUAUUAUGUGUGCAAGACCAUAUGGACUUCCUGAGAAUAUAUUUGUUAUAUGGUAUUGGUGACGAAACCAAGAUUAGUAUGAUUUUUCCUCUGUUAUAAGUUAUAUCUUUAAUUGUUUGAUACAAGCAUUGACUGUCUUACAUGUAG